Colletotrichum higginsianum IMI 349063 is the source of this 1056-nucleotide messenger RNA. RefSeq names its product Neutral protease 2-like protein. Gene Ontology annotation, biological process: proteolysis. The transcript has 5 exons. The coding region runs from base 1 to 1056 and encodes 351 amino acids. Gene Ontology annotation, molecular function: metalloendopeptidase activity. Lineage: Eukaryota; Fungi; Ascomycota; Sordariomycetes; Glomerellales; Glomerellaceae. The record is from RefSeq and is a predicted model, not a curated record.
AUGAAGUUCUCCAUCGGUGUCUCCCUGCUGGCCACCUUGGCCAGCGCCGUCAACGUUGACAUGGCCAAGCGCGACACGUCGCCUCUCGACGUCAAGCUUGAGGCCGUUGGCAACUCCGGUGUCAAGGCCGUCCUCACCAACACCGGCGACUCCGACAUCAAGCUCUUCAAGACCGGUACCUUCCUCGACAGCGCCCCCGUCGAGAAGGUUGAGGUUUUCGCUGCCGGCAACAAGAUCGACUUUGACGGCGUCCGUCUCCAGAUCGCCACCUCGGGCCUGAGCGAGGACGCUUUCCAGAUCGUCGCCGCCGGCCAGAGCCUCGAGGUCGAGUUCGACGCCGCUGAGCUCCACGACCUCAGCAAGGGCGGCUCUGUCGACAUCGUCACCCAGGGCUCGUUCCUGUACGCCGACGCCGACUCCACCGAGAUCGCCGGCACCGUCCCCUUCUCCAGCAACAGCGUCCACACCGAGAUCAACGGCGAGGAGGCCGCCUCCGCCCGCGCCGCUUUCCUGGCCAAGCGCACCAUUGUCCAGUCUGACUGCACCGGCACCCGCCGCACCGCAACUGUCAACGCCAUCAGCCGCUGCCGCUCUCUUGCUGUCGCUGCCUCCCAGGCCGCCGCCUCCGGCCCCGCCGCUCGCAUGACCGAGUACUUCAAGUCCUCGACCACGGCCACCCGCAACUCCGUUGCCACCGUCUUCCGCAACAUCGUCUCCGAGUGCGGCAGCACCACCUCCGGCGUCUCCCGCCAGUACUGCACUGACGUCUACGGCGCCUGCUCCGGCGGUGUCAUCGCCUACACCGUCCCGGCCCAGAACUACAUGGUCAACUGCCCCUACUUCUUCAACAACAUGGCCGCCGCCUCUUCGACCUGCCACGCCCAGGACCAGCAGACCACCAUCCUCCACGAGAUGACCCACCUUCGCCAGAUCAAGGGCACUUCCGACUACGGCGGAUACGGAUACAACUUUGUCCGCAGCCUGUCCGCGGCUCAGAACCUGAACCACGCCGACACCUACACCCUUUUCGCUCAAUCCAUCUACGCCGGUUGCUAA